CGCAUGCUGUAGUCGGUGGUGCGGCCGCCAUGUGGUCCGGUGCGUGCGACCACACGUGAGCCAUGGGCAGCGACUUCACCCGCUAAGCCGCCACCCAGUCAUGGUUAGGGUGUUCCACCUGGGGCUGGUUGCUGCUGUUCUGAGUGCCCUGUCGUUGGCCAGACCCCUACAGCCGGAUAGACUGGAGGCGCACGAGCUGAUGGUGGCGCCCGAGCUGGCCGUGCGCAGUGAGCGCAGCGCCAACCUGUCGCACAUCACGGGACCCGCGCGCAAGAUUCAGAUGUACAUCAAGAACAGACACUUGCAGAUCCUGCCUGACGGCACCGUCAACGGCACGAGUGACGAUGUCAGCGACUACAGUAAGUUUCUUAUUGAGACUUCUAUAAUGAAUACUGCUAAACUGCCGAUUCAAGUACAAUUGUGUGCUGACAUUGCCCGGCGAUCCACGUGAGUACUUUAACAUACUCUUGUAAAU
Schistocerca serialis cubense is the source of this 475-nucleotide messenger RNA. RefSeq lists its product as uncharacterized. The record is from RefSeq and is a predicted model, not a curated record. Gene Ontology annotation, molecular function: growth factor activity. The transcript is spliced from 2 exons. Bases 101 to 451 code for a protein of 116 amino acids. NCBI's taxonomy places the organism in Eukaryota, Metazoa, Arthropoda, Insecta, Orthoptera, Acrididae.